Cryptomeria japonica (Japanese cedar) is the source of this 2758-nucleotide messenger RNA. Its product is annotated as probable E3 ubiquitin-protein ligase ARI8. Gene Ontology annotation, molecular function: ubiquitin conjugating enzyme binding; ubiquitin protein ligase activity; zinc ion binding. The transcript has 16 exons. Gene Ontology annotation, cellular component: ubiquitin ligase complex; cytoplasm. Gene Ontology annotation, biological process: positive regulation of proteasomal ubiquitin-dependent protein catabolic process; protein polyubiquitination; ubiquitin-dependent protein catabolic process. Lineage: Eukaryota; Viridiplantae; Streptophyta; Pinopsida; Cupressales; Cupressaceae. The coding region runs from base 398 to 2071 and encodes 557 amino acids. The record is from RefSeq and is a predicted model, not a curated record.
UAGUUAAAAACUUAGUGAUACAAUAGAUUCUUCGUCUAAUAUUGCACUUCAAACCCUCGUCGAAGGGGAGAAAAAAAAUAAAAAAUUCAAAAUUUCUCGCCAAUCGGCCUUAAAAUCCUCACGGCCGUCUCGUAAAAAUCUCAUAUUGAUAAAGACUUCAAUUAUUUUUUCUCGCGCCUGUUCGAUUGGCGCUGUAAAUACUGUAAAUUUCCAGGUUUUGAGCGGCUCUCUGAGGAUUUCUGGCUUGGCAUUUUGUAUAGUAUCGUGUAGUGAUCGAAGCAGAGCACGAGAAAAGAAAAACAGAAAAUUUCUUUGUUAGGGUUUUAAUCCCGUGGAAUUUGUUGUUUAGGGAUAAGGGGAAACAGGCCUCAUUAAUUUUUUUUGCUAGGGUUAGGAGAUGGACUCUGAGGACGAUAUGCAUGACGCGAAUGACGGCUAUGACAGCGAAGGCUUUGCGAUGGACGAAGACGAGGAAGACAAUUAUUUAGAGGAGGAAGAAGAAGAUUACGGCUUUGUUGAGAAUUGCACCGAUGAUGAUUCUGAUGAACAUAUCCCUAUUUCUCGCCGUCCUCAGAUGUACUAUACCAUUUUAAGUGAGCAAGACAUUCGUGAACGCCAGGAAGAGGCUAUAGAAAAUGUUUCCUCUGUUCUCUCUAUCUCUAAAGUUGAAGCAGGCAUUCUUUUGCGUCACUUCAAGUGGAGUGUUAGUAAGGUGAAUGAUGAAUGGUUUGUAGAUGAGGCAAAAGUGAGGAGAGAGGUAGGGCUGUUGGAAAAGCCAACUGUAGAGGUUAAGCCAGAUGUAAAUGAGUUGCAAUGUGGGAUUUGCUUCGACACGUACUCCAAUGAUAGAAUGAAAGCAGUUUUUUGUGGCCAUCAUUUCUGUAAAGGAUGUUGGACAGGCUAUAUUCACACCUCUGUUAAUGAUGGACCCGGAUGUCUUUCUUUACGAUGUCCAGUCCCAUCAUGUGGUGCUGCUGUUGAUGAGAAUAUGGUGCUUUCUUUGGUCUCUGAUGAAGAUAGAACAAAAUAUACACGAUACCUACUCAGAUCAUAUGUUGAAGACAAUAGAAAGACCAAAUGGUGUCCUGCUCCUGGCUGUGAGUACGGUGUUGACUUUGUCAUUGGAAGUGGGUGCUACGAUAUUACUUGCAAAUGUUCAUACAACUUUUGCUAUAAUUGUUCUGAGGAAGCUCAUCGUCCAGUUGAUUGUGAAACAGUAGAAAAAUGGAUUCUUAAGAACAGUGCAGAAUCAGAAAACAUGAACUGGAUACUCGCUAAUUCAAAGCCCUGUCCAAAGUGUAAACGCCCAAUUGAGAAAAAUCAAGGUUGCAUGCAUAUUACUUGUACACCUCCAUGUAAAUUUGAAUUUUGCUGGCUUUGCCUUGGUGCAUGGUCAGAACAUGGGGAACGCACAGGUGGCUUUUAUGCCUGCAAUCGAUACGAAACUGCAAAGCAAGAAGGAGUUUAUGAUGAAUCUGAGCGGAGAAGAGAGAUGGCGAAAAAUUCAUUGGAGAGAUACACCCAUUAUUAUGAGCGAUGGGCAACCAAUGAAUCAUCUAGGGCCAAGGCACUUUCAGAUUUACAGCAUAUGCAAGCUGUUCAGAUUGAGAAGUUAAGUGACAAGCAGUGUCAACCUGUUUCACAGCUGAAGUUUGUGAAUGAUGCAUGGUUGCAGAUAGUUGAAUGUCGGCGUGUGCUGAAAUGGACAUAUGCAUAUGGGUAUUAUCUUCCAGAAAUUGAGUAUACAAAAAGGCAAUUCUUUGAGUACUUGCAAGGUGAAGCUGAAUCUGGUUUAGAACGACUUCAUCAGUGUGCUGAGAAAGAAUUGCAAGGUUAUAUUGAUGGUGAAACUUCUGUAAAAGAUUUUAAUGAUUUCCGCACAAAGCUUGCUGGUCUUACUAGUGUAACACGUAAUUAUUUUGAGCAUCUGGUUCAAGCUUUGGAGAAAGGUUUGUCUGAUGUAAAUAAUACACAAGCUGGAGCUAAAGGCAGCAGUUCUAAAGCCUCUGCCAGCAGCAAAGUAAGAGGGAGAUCAAAAAGGGGUACAGAUGACACUAAGCACUGGUAUUGAGAUGAAGUCUACCUUGUAGGAUAUGUGUUAAAGUUCAGAUGACCUUGGGAGAAUGUCUUUCCUUGGUUCUCUUCAAGUUGCAUGUGCGAUUUUUUGUGGCACCUGUAAAUCUUUGGUGUUGUAUAUCUGCUGGUGUUGUUGACCUUAGCCCAAUGAAUACAAUAGUGUAUUGGGUAGGGGCAAACAUGGAUAUUUUAAGAUAUCAUUCAAGUAUAGGAGAAGCAGAUGACGUCAGUCACUGUCCAAGGUGUUAACCGAGUGUAUGGCGGUUUGUUGUCAUAAACUGUGUGUUUAUGGCUGGCCAUGGUGAAAUGGGCUUUUAAUUCUUCCUUCAAUUACAGAUCACUCUUGUUGUAUAGGCUGGUAGGCUGUGAUGUGUAAUCAGUUUUCAGGUCUUAAUAGCAAUCCAAAACUUAUUGUUAUAAUGAUGUUCAAGUAUUUCUUUUGUCAAGUGAAGCAUGAGAGAGGUGGUGUUGCUCUGUAACCAAAAGGAAUCUCUAUGCUCAUUUGUAUGCGGUCUUACGGAGCACUGUUCUUCAAACAAAGAAAACAACUGGUUUGUAAUGUAACUGGACAUUUUAUGAAUCUUAGUCAGUAUAAUCUUUUGCAGCAGAACAUGUUUCCUGUAAUAUAUUUAUCAUAAAUCCACACUUGUUGCUUGGAUGAAUGUGGAUGAGCUUUAUUAUC